Brassica oleracea var. oleracea is the source of this 1243-nucleotide messenger RNA. RefSeq names its product probable zinc transporter 10. The record is from RefSeq and is a predicted model, not a curated record. The transcript has 3 exons. Gene Ontology annotation, molecular function: zinc ion transmembrane transporter activity. Gene Ontology annotation, biological process: zinc ion transmembrane transport. Bases 13 to 1119 code for a protein of 368 amino acids. NCBI's taxonomy places the organism in Eukaryota, Viridiplantae, Streptophyta, Magnoliopsida, Brassicales, Brassicaceae. Gene Ontology annotation, cellular component: plasma membrane.
AAGAACGCAAAAAUGAGAAAGACUCAAAGUCCUUUCAUUUUCUCUGUCACCAUCGCCAUCUUCCUCCUCCUCUCCACCUCCCACUUCCCCGUAGCUCUAUCUCAAUCCCAAAAUGAUUGUAAACCUGUAUCCAACAAUACAUGUAUCGACAAAAACAAAGCAUUAGAUCUCAAACUUAUAGCAAUCUUCAGCAUCCUUAUCACUAGCCUUAUCGGCGUUUGCCUUCCCUUCUUCGCCCGGUCCGUUCCCGCUUUUCAGCCCGAGAAAUCUCACUUCCUCAUCGUCAAAUCAUUCGCCUCUGGAAUCAUCCUCUCCACUGGUUUUAUGCAUGUCUUGCCUGAUUCUUUUGAUAUGCUCUCGUCUCCUUGUCUUGGCGAUAACCCCUGGCACAAGUUUCCUUUCACUGGCUUCGUCGCUAUGAUCUCCGCCAUAUUCACACUCAUGGUUGACUCUAUCACCACUAGUGUUUUCACCAAGUCUGGCAGGAAGGACUUGCGCCCUGAGGUGACGUCAGCUGAGACUCCUGACCAAGAGAUAGGGCACGUGCAGGUUCACGCACCCCAUCAUAGCCACGGUCAUGGUCUUCAUCAUGACGUUCAUGGAGACAAUGAUAAGGAGCUUGGUUCUUCCUUACAGCUUCUGCGAUAUAGAGUUAUUGCCAUUGUACUGGAGCUAGGAAUAGUGGUGCACUCGAUAGUGAUAGGACUCUCUGUAGGAGCCACUAACAAUACUUGCACCAUCAAAGGCCUCGUCGCUGCUCUUUGUUUCCACCAAAUGUUCGAAGGCAUGGGUCUCGGUGGCUGCAUCCUCCAGGCAGAAUACGGGUGGGUGAAAAAAGGGGUGAUGGCUUUCUUUUUCGCGGUGACAACACCUUUUGGAGUGGCUCUAGGGAUGGCAUUAUCUAAAACGUACAAAGAGAAUAGCCCUGACUCGCUCAUUACCGUUGGACUUCUCAACGCUUCCUCGGCUGGACUACUCAUCUACAUGGCUCUAGUCGACCUUCUCGCUGCCGAUUUUAUGGGACAGAAGAUGCAACGGAGCAUCAAGCUUCAAUUAAAGUCUUAUGCCGCUGUUUUGCUUGGUGCCGGUGGCAUGGCCGUCAUGGCUAAGUGGGCUUGAUCUACAUCAUUAAUUAUGGACUCAUAGCAUAUAUAGUUAAUGUAACCAAAAUGAUCAUACUAUCCAAGUUAUGUGAUCAGUUGAUCAAAAAUUUGUUAAAUUAUGAUGGAUUAAAUAUUGACUG